Panicum virgatum (switchgrass) is the source of this 720-nucleotide messenger RNA. Its product is annotated as aldehyde oxidase GLOX1-like. The transcript is spliced from 2 exons. The record is from RefSeq and is a predicted model, not a curated record. Lineage: Eukaryota; Viridiplantae; Streptophyta; Magnoliopsida; Poales; Poaceae. Bases 1 to 600 code for a protein of 199 amino acids.
AUGUCGCAGAAGAUCAGGUACGGGACGCAGCAGAUCCUGCCGGACGGCCGCUCCAUCGUGCUCGGCGGCCGGCGCGCGUUCAGCUACGAGUUCGUCCCGGCGGAGGGCCAGAAGAACGCCCAGGCCAACAACCUGCAGCUGCUCCGUGACACCAACGACGACGUCGAGAACAACCUGUACCCGUUGGUCCACCUCCUGAUCGACGGCACUCUGUUCAUUUUUGCCAACGACCGCUCCGUUGUGCUCGACUGCCGGACCGGCCAGGUCGUCCGCGACCUCUCGGCCCUCCCUGGCGCGGGCAGGAACUACCCCGCCUCCGGCAUCGGCAUGUCCGCGCUUCUCCCCCUCGACCUCCGCCGCGGCGACGUGCUCAGCCCCGAGGUCAUCAUCUGCGGCGGCACCCCCAAGAACGCCUUCAAGUUCGGCGAGACCAACAUCAUCGCCGCUCUCCGAGACUGCGCGCGCUCAAACCCGGCGCCCGGUGGCCCGUGGCCCGCACCAUGGGCGACCUGCUCAUCCUGCCCACCGGCGACCCUCUCAUCCUCAACGGCGCCGCCAUGGGCUGCUCCGGCUGGGGCUUCGGUCGGCCGCCGGUGCUGACCUUGCUGCUCUACUCGAGAAAAUUGUAAAAUUAGGACUCCAAACAUUGCCAUUUGCAUAUUUGUCAUUCCAAACAUCAACUUCGCAAAUUUAGGAUCCCAAACAUGCGUUUCUUGCCUC